AUGGACUUCAAAAGGAUGGGAGAUUUAGAAAGUGCUGCGUACCUUAUGCUAUUGGUAAUUUUUACGUUCCUCGCAAUCAACGCAGGACUUCGCCUAUCGGCAGAGCGGAGAUUCUCUCGCGAGCACCAAUGUCGCAAGCCACGAGUGGCAUCCUCCGGAUUCCUUGGUGUUGGCAGAGUAACCUCUCUGGUGUUAGCCAUGAAGAAAUGCGAGUCCUUGGAGCUGAUGCGAAGCUGGCACCGUCAGAAUGGGACCACCUUCAAGACGUCACUGGGCCGUAUUGUCAUCAUUACCAUCGAGCCCAAGAAUGUCCAAGCCAUCCUUGCACUCAAGUUUAAAGACUUUGAUCUGGGCUCUCCUCGCAGCAAGGCAAUGUCACCACUUCUUGGACGGGGUAUCUUUACGAGUGAUGGCCAGUUAUGGGAACACUCAAGGGCUCUCGUGCGGCCGAAUUUUGUCCGGAAUCAAGUCGCUGACAUUGAUGUCUACGAAAAACAUGUCUCUAAUCUCAUUGACAAUAUACCCCUUGAUGGGUCGACCACUAUGGACUCUGCCACCGAGUUUCUCUUCGGAGAGUCUAUUGACUCGCUCGGUGCCGGAGAUAAGCAGCCAUCCUUCGCAAAAGACUUCAACAAGUCUCAGGAUGGAUUAGCUAUUCGUUCUAGACUCGGGCCUCUAAUGAUCUUUCACCGAGAUACUGCGUUCUCAAAGGCGACGGUCGAAGCCCGUCGCUUCGUUGAUCAAUUCGUUCAGAAGGCUCUGGACUAUCGAGCUGCAUAUGUUGAUGGUAAAGACACUGCCAAGGCUCAGGGCCAGCAAUACGUCUUUAUCUAUGAGCUGUCCAAGCAAACUGCGGACCGGACAGUGUUAACUGAUCAACUCUUGAAUAUCCUGCUGGCUGGACGCGACACUACCGCGGGUAUUCUGAGCAUCACCUUUUUCAUAUUGGCUAGGCGGCCUGAUAUUUGGAACAGGCUGAGAGAUGAAGUGCUGACGGUCCAGGGAGAAAGACCAUGCUUUGAAGACUUGAAGUCAAUGACCUAUCUUACUUGGGUCCUUAAAGAAACCUUGAGAUUGUAUCCCGCUGUGCCAGUCAACUCGCGGACGGCGAACAAAGACACCUAUCUCCCAGUCGGCGGUGGUCCGGAUGGCACAGACCCCAUUUUUGUUCCCAAGGGACAGGAGGUGAUAUACAGCGUAUACAGCAUGCAUCGUCUGCCGGCAGUAUUUGGACAGGACGCGACAGAAUAUCGUCCGGAAAGAUGGGCUAGUCUGAAGCCGGGAUGGGCUUAUAUCCCAUUCAAUGGCGGGCCAAGGAUCUGCCCGGGUCAGCAGUUUGCCUUGACAGAAGCCAGCUAUACCAUUAUGCGUAUUCUUCGACGAUUCAAGAGUAUUGAAUGUCGAGAUGGGCAGCCUUUCAAGGAGGCCCUGACGCUGACUCUGGCGAGCAAGAAUGGGACGAAGGUGUGUCUGACGCCAGCAUAG
Molecule: messenger RNA, 1485 nt
Organism: Penicillium canescens
Lineage: Eukaryota; Fungi; Ascomycota; Eurotiomycetes; Eurotiales; Aspergillaceae
Product: cytochrome P450
Exons: 4
Coding region: 1-1485 (494 amino acids)
Molecular function (GO): oxidoreductase activity, acting on paired donors, with incorporation or reduction of molecular oxygen, reduced flavin or flavoprotein as one donor, and incorporation of one atom of oxygen; heme binding; iron ion binding
Source: RefSeq, a predicted model, not a curated record